AUGCCUGAACUGGUUUCCAAGGGCAUUGCGCCUAAAAAAGGGCCGAAGAAAGCGGCCACUAAAAAGCGAGUGAAAGGCGAAAAGAAGCGUAGAAAGAUAAGGAAGCAGAGCUACAGUAUCUACAUCUACAAAGUGCUGAAGCAGGUUCACCCGGACACGGGUAUCUCUUCCUCGGCAAUGAGUGUCAUCAACUCGUUCGUCAACGACAUCUUCGAGCGCAUCGCCUCCGAGGCUUCCCGCCUGAUCCGUUACAGCAAACGGCAGACCAUCUCAUCCCGGGAGAUCCAGACCACCGUGCGCCUGCUGCUGCCCGGGGAACUGGCUAAGCACGCCGUCUCUGAAGGGACAAAAGCAGUCACCAAAUACACCAGCUGCAAAUAA
Molecule: messenger RNA, 381 nt
Organism: Pristis pectinata (smalltooth sawfish)
Lineage: Eukaryota; Metazoa; Chordata; Chondrichthyes; Rhinopristiformes; Pristidae
Product: histone H2B 8-like
Exons: 1
Coding region: 1-381 (126 amino acids)
Cellular component (GO): nucleosome
Molecular function (GO): structural constituent of chromatin; DNA binding; protein heterodimerization activity
Source: RefSeq, a predicted model, not a curated record